ACGUUUUGCAAACGCAAGUGGUUUGUUGCAUCCCCAUCACCGCUUUUAGUGAUAAAUAAAAUGCAUUUUUAAUCAAAAAUUGACUACACCUGCCCUGUGGUACCUUAGCUGGUACCUGAUUCAAUCUGAAACGCUUUGGCUGAUCUAAGAAGGCGAGAGUACCGCCGAAGAACCAAACGGUGAGCGGCCGCAGUCACAGCGGAAUCAUGAUUCUUCGGUUAACGAACCUCGCACAACACGAAAACUGUUGUUUUGGCCGUUUUGUUUUCGAAAAUUCGCGACACAUUUCAACCGACUGAGCGCAGUGUAAAGGGCAGAAACUAGGAAUAAACUGCCGAAAAAACCCGGAUUAAUUUCGCGUGCGUUCAACAUUUUUGGUGAAAGUUUUGUGCGAUUUGUGGACCUGCAAAGGUGGAUUGAGAACCAGAUUUUAUGGAUAAAGUGAGCUGUAGAACUACAACGUGUGAACUUCAGAAAUGACCUCAACUUCUUCGACUUUGGACAGUCUGCCGAAGCAAUUUGUGAUCGCGAUGCGUACCUUAUUCGAUAUCAUGGACGACAAGCAAACUGGCUUUGUCAAUUUCGUCGAUAUAGUUUCCUCAAAUUCGCCUAAACUUGCAGAAGCCCGAUGGCAAGAUGACGAUUCCAAAGGUUUACCGAAGGGAGUUUUAGAGAGUUUACGAAAAGUGACUCCGCCCAACGGCAUGCUAAGUUUCGAGCGAUUCUGUGCCGGUCUGAAAAUUUGCCUGCUCAGAAACCAAGUGGAAAGACGGCCAGAUGCCAGCCAGGGAAAAGUCCCCGAUAAGACGCCCCAUGUGACAAAUCGGCCGCCUUCGGCCCCCCUUUUGGACCUGGUGGACAACAGUCAAGCCCCCAAACACUCAUGGGGCGCAAAUAACACGGCAGCCAUUCGGCCUAAUAACGUGAUUCCUCAGCAGAACGUUCAAAGAACGCUCAGCAUGCCCCAGCUGAAAGACCCGGCAACUCAGAACGGGCAGGGGUUUGAAAAACUGCCCACCAUGCCAGGCAAACCCCCACUCUAUGGCCCUCCGAAGCCUCCACGAACAGCCAUUGGCAUGGAACGCUCCAAUGGAAAUUGCGGCGGGAACAUCGACAGGGCGGAGAUACGAACGGCUUUAGCCAAUUGGCAGAUGGGGUUGCUGACUAACCAGGACCAAACGACCAAGGAGAGCAAAAGAAUACCCAAUGGAAGCACGCAACAGGGGUAUACAGGCUUGCUUCGCCCCAGUCGAAGCUUAGGGGAUGGCAAAGCGGCAGUACCCCUGGAGGCGCCACUUCAGGGCCCUUUGCCGAUACAGGGAAUUUACCAGAAAAAGCCCAACGCCAAACGGCGCGAGCCCCGAAGGCACACGUUGCAAAACGGCAUUGACUACAACAUGCUGAAGAAAAUGAAGCAAAUUGAGCAGGAAAAAGAGGUUCUAAUGACCGGACUGAGUGCAGUGGAAAAAGCUCGCGAUUGGUACUUGAAGCAAGUGGCGGGCGUCCAGGAAAAAAUGAAGUAUCUGGGAAGAAUGGGCCAUCUGGAAACUUGGUCUGAAGCGCAACAAGAACGCCUAGAACUCCAAAGGGCCCGAGUACUGGAAGUGAACAGGCACUUGGCUGCUCUCACCGAAAGUUGGGAACGAGGCGGUUUGCCGCUUCACAUGAACUUAGCCGUCCAUCAUUAUCCACCUCCGCAGGAUUUAACCGACAGGUUGAAGCAGCAAAAUCGAAUGCUCAAUGAGGAAAUAUCGAAGAAAAGCGACAAGAUAGCAGCAUUGGAGCGCGAAAAAGCCAGUCUAAUCCAAGUUUUACAAAUACGAUCUCAACCAGCUAGGAGUAAUGGAAAUGAAGAAGUCGUUUUCUAGUACUAGAUAAUUAAUGUAAUUUUUGAAAUGCGAUUUUCCAUUAAACCCUUAGAAUGAAACUGUGCAAGCAAAGUGGUUUCAUGAAACUCAAUUAAUCUGUAAAAAUUGUGUUACCCAGUGCCAUUUUACAUAUGUGAAACGAGAAUCAGUCUAUUUUCUUGUUAUACUUUGGUACCUACAACUAAACCCUAAAUUGUUAACGGAUUAAAUAUAAAUGUUUAAGUCG
Molecule: messenger RNA, 2094 nt
Organism: Dendroctonus ponderosae (mountain pine beetle)
Lineage: Eukaryota; Metazoa; Arthropoda; Insecta; Coleoptera; Curculionidae
Product: suppressor APC domain-containing protein 2
Exons: 9
Coding region: 477-1868 (463 amino acids)
Source: RefSeq, a predicted model, not a curated record